Stylophora pistillata is the source of this 2025-nucleotide messenger RNA. Its product is annotated as papilin. Gene Ontology annotation, biological process: homophilic cell-cell adhesion; heterophilic cell-cell adhesion. The record is from RefSeq and is a predicted model, not a curated record. Gene Ontology annotation, cellular component: adherens junction. NCBI's taxonomy places the organism in Eukaryota, Metazoa, Cnidaria, Anthozoa, Scleractinia, Pocilloporidae.
CACAUGAUUUAUUAUUUUGUAAGUUUCUAACAAUGCCGAUGACGCGAAACGUUAGGAUGAUAUGUUGAUGCAAUUUAGCCAUUUUCACUCGGCGUUCAACUCAGUGAAACAGACCCGUGGACAGAUACGCAGUGUCCUGUCUACCUGAAUUGAUUUCAAACGUGGCUAACCGGCUGCACCAGGUGGACAGGGACAACAAUAUGAUGUUGAAUUACUGAACUGCAUUUGUUUUUCCUGAUGCAUAUGGGCACCACGUGCUCUACAAAGCUGUCAACUCCACGGAGGUUUUCUUUGGAGCCCUCCCGUGACAAGGAAAAGCGAGCUGUGUUGACGAUAUUUUUCAAAACUAUGAAGAGACCAUUUGUCCUUUCAGUUUGUUCUCUUGCGUUUCUCUCCUCCUCAGUAUCCUGCCAUUCAAGACUUCCAAAGAUUGUGUCUUACCCAGGAAACCCUUUUAUUGGCAAGGGAAAAGGAAAUGCAACUCUGUUGUGGAAGUUCGAGCUGCGGCCCACAGAGACAUGGAAAAAUUCUAUUAUUGAGGUGGUUUUCGGUGUCUGGAAGUAUCCUGGAUUCCUCAAGGAAAAACUUCUGCUCAUCAACAACACUGGUGGAGAAAAAAUACGAGAAAACUAUGAGAAAAAGAUAAGCUGUAACUUUGACAUGUCUCUCUUGCAAGUGGCAUUCACUUUGCAUGAUUUGGAUAAAGACGAUGAAAAUGAGUAUGGCAUUCAAGUUGAGUUUGGUCUGAGUCGAGCUCCCUUAACGGAUAGUGUCAAGCUUCGUCUUGAAGAUCCACCAAAAAUCAACACUCCUCAACAAAGAAACAUCUCCGUUAGGGAUGGUGAUCCACUGGUGAUUAAAUGUCUUGCAAGUGGAUUUCCGACACCAAACAUAACGUGGAAAAAACAUGGGAAAACUAUUGGAAACCAAGCUCUUUAUUUCAUUUCUAUAAAGACAUUUGACAGCGGAGUUUACCUGUGUGAAGCUCAUAACCAAGCAGGCAAAGACAGCACGGAAAUCACUGUCAGAGUUGAGGAUUCUGACAAUCUUGAGUUCCCAACAACGCAGAGAGUUCGUGAUUCGCCACCAGGAACAUCAAAAGUUACUAGUCCUGUCUGGAUAAUCUGCUUAGUGGCCAUUUCUGGAUUGCUUAUAAUACUUAUUCUGUUAACACUCUCAGAAAUAAUGUAUCGCUCUCGAAGACGUCGCAAGAAGAAGAUACCUUAUAAGAAGCAAACUGACUUUAAAGGAUCUCAUGAAUCUUUUUCUCCUAUUACUGAACUGUAGCCAGUGUUAGGCAUUCAGAAACAUUAACAGACAUUCGUCUGAUAUAGGUUAUAUCUGACCAUGUAGUUGACCGCAAAAACUCGCUAUACUUUUAAAGUUAAAAUUUAGUCAUAGAAGUAUAAGAAGCUUGAUUUGGCAGAGUGUCAUGAUCUGCUGCUAAUGCACACUAAUUAUAUCAAAAUGUCGAGCUUCUUUUAUUUUAAGCUUCGAAGAUACCGCACUGGGAGUUCUCUUGCAGUUUCCAAGCAUUCUCUCACAGAAGAAGGAGGGUAGAAAAAGAGAAUUCUAGAAUUAACUCCGACUAUUCAACCGAUGUUUUAGGGAUAUACGUCGACGUAGUUCAACUUUCAGUUUGAUCGAUCCACUGACAUCGGAUUUACGGAAGACCGAAGCUGAUUGAGCGAGGCCGAAGGAGGCGCAGUCGAUCGAUGCAAAUAUCACGAACGUGUCCACAUGUACGCGAUUGGCAAUUUUGAAGUGUAAUCGUCGCAGAUUAGAGAGCUAUUUUGCAGCGAAAAACCCCUAACUAGCCGAAUUAAGUUGCCUUUCACUUUUAACUUCUACGAGGAAGCGAAAAAAGAUUUGUUGGAUAGUUUCCCACCUCUUCCGUACACCAGCCAUUCUCAAGAUUUCUGAGAACGAAGGGAAAGAAAGUGACUUUAAUAAACCCAGACUCGUCAAAUGGAAUUUGAAGUUAUUUUACUUUAGAAGUAAACAAUUACUCAAACUUGCAUCUCA